This is a messenger RNA of Kogia breviceps (pygmy sperm whale), 1065 nucleotides long. It is a transcript of the gene PLET1, whose product is annotated as placenta expressed transcript 1. Gene Ontology annotation, cellular component: external side of plasma membrane; apical plasma membrane. The transcript has 4 exons. The record is from RefSeq and is a predicted model, not a curated record. Gene Ontology annotation, biological process: negative regulation of cell-matrix adhesion; wound healing, spreading of epidermal cells; positive regulation of cell migration. Bases 31 to 1065 code for a protein of 344 amino acids. Lineage: Eukaryota; Metazoa; Chordata; Mammalia; Artiodactyla; Physeteridae.
GGCCCAGUCGUUUCCAAACAGAUCAAGACCAUGACAAUCCUCGGGUCCCUGCUGCUGCCACUGGGGCUGUUUCUGUGCCUUGGACUGCUGUGUUCUCCUGCCAGCUGUACAAAUCACAAUGACAACUGCAUGUUCUUCCGUAAGGUCAUUGCCACCACUUACUCAGGAAUCCAUGCCAACCCAAACAUCUAUAAAAGCAAUACAGUCUACACAGUGUCAGUUCCUGUGAAUCACAGUAUUAGCUCUGUGGUCCUGCAAGCAAUAGACCAGCACAAAUCAGUCAUUGGCUCCUGGCAAAAAGCUGACAAGUAUUGCAACAGCAGCGUCUUAUACCACAUGAAGAGCCCAUACAGCAAGCUCUUCAAGGCAAAAUGGGUAUCUCCUAGUUCCAUGAACAUAACUGCAGUCAAGCUACGAGUCUUCACCGUCGAUUUCCACAACAUGGCUAGAGUUUUUUUUAAGAUGCUGAGAAGAAAUGGGACAACCUCAGACUUGACCACCAAGAUCUCCACAAUGAAGCCAACCCCAACCCCAACCCCGACCCACAAGCUAACCACAACCCCGACCCACAAGCUAACCACAACCCCGACUCACCAACUAACCACAACCCCGACCCACAAGCUAACCCCAACCCCGACCCACAAGCUAACCCCAACCCCGACCCACAAGCUAACCACAACCCCGACCCACAAGCUAACCACAAUCCCGACCCACAAACUAACCACAGUCCCGACCCACAAACUAACCACAACCCCGACCCACAAGCUAACCACAAUCCCGACCCACAAACUAACCACAGUCCCGACCCACAAACUAACCACAAGCCCGACCCACAAACUAACCACAGUCCCGACCCACAAACUAACCACAAACCCGACCCACAAACUAACCACAAGCCUGACCCACAAACUAACCACAAACCCGGCCCACAAACUAACCACAACCCCCAAGUUAACCACAAUCCGAACCACAGCCAAAAGCUCAGCCAACAGAGCCUUCCUCAGCCCCAUGAGAGAUGCCAUUCAGAUCCUGCUCGUCCUUCUCACCAGCAAACUCCUCUUCUAG